Myxocyprinus asiaticus (Chinese sucker) is the source of this 3997-nucleotide messenger RNA. Its product is annotated as matrilin-4-like. The record is from RefSeq and is a predicted model, not a curated record. Gene Ontology annotation, molecular function: calcium ion binding. NCBI's taxonomy places the organism in Eukaryota, Metazoa, Chordata, Actinopteri, Cypriniformes, Catostomidae. The transcript is spliced from 19 exons. The coding region runs from base 224 to 3067 and encodes 947 amino acids.
AUUCACUCUAUGCCUGAAUAAGAGCUGUAACUACUCGACUGAAGGGACUGAUUCAUUUUUAUUUUAGCUUUAUUGAACCACUUGCGCAAUUUUUGCGCAAAUAGAUCAGGACUGGAUACCAUUGUCAAACUCUGUAGGAAAUAUUGUACCUGUCCCAUUCCGGUGAGCGCGUGACUGUUGUGAGUGGGAUUUUGUGGUGAGGUUUGGCCUUUGUUGACGAAACAUGACACGUGUGUUUGCGUAUGUUGGCGUGCUAAUAGCCAUCAUGGCUGUGACAGGAGCAAGGCCAAAAUCAGUUGAACCAAAGUGUAAAUCUGGCCCGGUCGACCUGGUCUUCAUUAUCGACAGCUCCCGCAGCGUCCGGCCUCAUGAGUUUGAGAUGAUGCGCAAGUUCAUGAUCGACAUCAUCCAUGAGCUGGACAUUGGCCUGGAUGCUACGAGAGUUGGCGUGGUCCAAUAUUCCAGCCAAGUCCAGAACGUGUUCUCCCUCAAAGCCUUCAGCAAGACUGCGCAGAUGGUUAAAGCCAUCAAUGAGAUCAUUCCAUUGGCCCAGGGCACAAUGACCGGCCUUGCCAUCCGUUACGCCAUGAAUGUUGCCUUCUCCACUGAAGAGGGCGCCCGUUCUAAAGUUCCCCAUGUGGCUGUUAUCGUGACCGACGGUCGCCCGCAGGACCGUGUGGCCGAAGUGGCAGCGGCUGCGAGAGAGUCUGGGAUUGAGAUCUACGCCAUUGGUGUCGCCAGGGCCGAUAUGACAUCACUCCGAGCAAUGGCGUCUCCACCAUUUGAGGAUCAUGUGUUCCUUGUGGAGAGCUUUGACCUUAUUCAUCAGUUUGGGCUUCAGUUCCAAGACAAGCUUUGUGGGAUUGACUUGUGUCUAGAAUCAGAUCAUGGCUGUGAUCACAUAUGCGAGAGCUCGCCUGGCUCCUACCACUGUCUGUGUCUGCCUGGAUACACACUGAACGAAGACGGCAAGACAUGCACACCCAUUGAUCUAUGUGCAGAAGGGAAGCAUAACUGUGAGCAGAUCUGUAUAGCUUCACCUGGAUCCUUCACAUGUGACUGCAACACAGGAUUCACACUCAACGAGGACAAGAGGACCUGCACAAUGAUUGACUACUGUUCAUUCGGGAAUGACAGCUGUGAGCAUGAGUGUGUGAGUGUGCUCAAUGGCUUUAAUUGCCGAUGUAACGAAGGAUACUCACUCAAUGAUGAUCUGAAGACCUGCACAAUGAUCAACUACUGUUCAUUUGGGAAUGAUAGCUGUGAGCACGAGUGUGUGAGUGUGCUUCAAAGCUUUUAUUGCCAAUGCCGUAAAGGAUACACACUCAACGAGGAUGAGACGACGUGCACAAUGAUCGACUACUGCUCAUUUGGGAAUGAUAGUUGUGAGCACGAGUGCGUUAGCUUGCUCAAUGGCUUUAACUGCCGGUGUAAUGAUGGAUACUCACUCAACGAUGACUUGAAGACCUGCACAAUGAUCGACUACUGCUCAUUUGUGAACGACAGCUGUGAGCACGAGUGCGUAAGUGUCCUCAAAGGCUUUUACUGCCAAUGUAACAUUGGAUACUCACUCAACGAUGACAAGAAGACCUGCACAAUGAUCAACUACUGCUCAUUUGGGAACGACAGCUGUGCGCAUGAGUGCGUGAGUGUCCUCAAAGGGUUUUACUGCCAAUGUAACGAUGGAUACUUGCUCAACGAUGACAAAAAGACCUGCACAAUGAUCGACUACUGCUCAUUUGGGAAUGAUAGCUGUGAACACGAGUGUGUGAGUGUCCUCAAAGGUUUUUACUGCCAAUGUAAUAGUGGAUACUCACUCAAUCGUGACAAGAAGACCUGCACAAUGAUCGACUACUGCUCAUUUGGGAAUGAUAGCUGCGAGCACCAGUGUGUAAGCGUGCUUAAAGGCUUUAACUGCCUUUGCAAUGAUGGAUACUCACUUAAUGAUGACAAGAAGACCUGCACAAUGAUCGACUACUGCGCAUUUGGGAAUGAUAGCUGUGAACACAAGUGUGUGAGUGUGCUCAAAGGUUUUAACUGCCAUUGUAACGAAGGAUACACUCUCAAUGAUGACAAGAAGACCUGCACAAUGAUUGACUACUGUUCAUUUGGGAAUCACAGUUGUGAUCAUAAGUGUGUUAGUGUGCUCAAUGGCUUCUACUGUCGCUGCAAUGAGGGAUACACUCUUCAGGAGGAUGGAAAGAUCUGCCAGUCGGAUAACUUGUGUAACACAGUCGAACAUGGUUGUGAAUACCAGUGUGUGAGCACUCCAGGAUCAUACCACUGUAUCUGUCCUGAGGGCCAUCUGCUACAGGAUGACGGCAAGACAUGCGGAACCUGUCGAUCUUCUAACAUUGACCUGGUCCUCCUCAUCGAUGGUUCCAAAAGUGUUCGACCGAACAAUUUUGAGCUCGUUAAGCAGUUUGUAAACCAGGUGGUGGAUCAACUCGAUGUCUCCCCUAAAGCCACACGAGUGGGUCUCAUCCAGUAUUCCAGCCGUGUGAGGACAGAGUUCCCACUCAGCAUGUACCAAAGUAAAGAGGAGAUCAAGAAGGCUGUGAUGAAUGUGGGAUACAUGGAGAAGGGGACCAUGACAGGCCUGGCUCUCAAACACAUGGUGGAGAACAGCUUCACUGAGGCUGACGGAGCCCGUCCUGCCAAAAAGAACAUCCCACGGGUCGGCCUGGUGUUCACAGAUGGACGUUCACAGGAUGACAUCACAGAGUGGGCCAAUAAGGCCAAGGAAGCAGGUAUCACAAUGUAUGCUGUUGGAGUGGGUAAAGCCGUGGAGGAUGAACUGAGAGUAAUCGCCUCUGAGCCCGUGGAAAAACACUUCUUCUACACCGCAGACUUCACAGCCAUUAGCCAGAUUGCUGAGAACCUCAAACUCAACGUCUGCGCUGCUGAGAGUCAGGGGGAGGUCGAGGUGAAGGAACCCUGUGCUUGUGAAAGUCUCGUGGAGUUCCAGCGGGUCACCAUGUCCACCCUCGAUCAGCUCAACCAGAAACUGUCAGCUAUGAACAAGCGACUGGAAGUUCUGGAGAACCAGUUGCUCACGAGAAAAUGAAACAGCACUUCAUACAAACCAACUAACGAGGAAGGGUCGCGUAUGGUGACAAGUGUCCUUCAAUGAAACCAAAAUCGUAAAGGUGUAGACACCUGUGACAUGACAGUAGCAGACCCAUUAUGUGCCAUUUUCGACAUGGCUGACAAUUUUCCCUAUUUAUACAUGAUCUGUAUUAUUUGGUUUAUAGAGAAGUCUGUAUUUAUGGCAAGUUUUAUAAUAGCAUUUAUCCACUAAAAAGGGAAAUGAAGUCUUGUAAUCGUACCACUCAGAAAUGUUAUCAUCUCCAUCAUAUUUGCAUUGUUUUUGGCUUUGCACAAGUGCAGACUUGGAAACCUGUAUGAAACUGGGACCUGUGCCAUUUGAUUGUUGCAGUUAAAUUCUAAGUAAAACACAUUUCAAUUAUGUACAAAUUUUAUACUGGAAAAAAAAACCCUAUUAGUUACACAUUAUACUGUUGUAAAAACUGUCUUUGAAUCAGUAGUUUACAAUCAGUACAAAAUACUGAUACCAAGUGAGUCUAAUACAGCAAAAUGUUCUGCUAGAAAGCUGUUUCCGUCAAUAUUGUGCCUGAAUAUUUAAAACAGUCAGAGAAAUAUGUCUGAUAUUUGAUAAUUGUUUGACUGGACUGCAAAAAAAAGAUAUGUAAAUCAACAACUGCCUGAAUGGUUUUUAUCAUUUUAAAGAUAUAAAAGAAAAUUUGAGGAAAUAGGGUGAUAUGUUUAAGUGCCCCUUAAGAUUGCAGCUUUUAUUUUAUUUUUUACUAUUAAAGUGUAAUUUACACAUUUAGAAACCAGUUAAAAGUACCUCAAAAUGCUCUGGCCUCAGGAUCUUAAUGUUUUUAUGUUUUUUAGACAUUUGCAAAAAGGCCCCAUUAUAAAGCUUUUAUAUGUGAAUUCUUGUACUUUUGGAUAUUUCUUAAUAACACUCUUU